Molecule: messenger RNA, 1671 nt
Organism: Purpureocillium lilacinum
Lineage: Eukaryota; Fungi; Ascomycota; Sordariomycetes; Hypocreales; Ophiocordycipitaceae
Biological process (GO): transmembrane transport
Cellular component (GO): plasma membrane
Molecular function (GO): transmembrane transporter activity
Source: RefSeq, a predicted model, not a curated record
AUGACGGAGCUCACCAAGGCCGAAAAGGCCCUCCACGACCAGUCCAACCUCCUCCCGCGGCGGCAGCUCGUCUCCUGCCUGGGCAUCAUGUCCCUCGCGCUGCUCAUCUCCUUCAUCGACCAGAACGGCAUCUCCACGGCGCUGCCCACCAUCGCCGCAGACCUCGACGCCCGCGCCACCAUCUCCUGGGCCGGCACCGCCUCGCUCCUCGCCAACACCACCUUUCAGAUGCUCUACGGCCGCGCCUCCGACAUCUUUGGCCGCAAGGCCGUCUUCAUCUCCGCCAUCCUGCUGCUGGCUCUGGCCGACCUGCUGUGCGGCCUGAGCGCCAACGCCGCCAUGUUUUACGUCUUCCGCGGCGUGGCGGGCAUCGGCGGCGGCGGCAUCACCAACCUCGCCAUGAUCAUCGUCUCGGACGUCGUUACCCUCGAGCAGCGCGGCAAGUACCAGGGCAUCAUCGGCAGCAUGGUCGGCCUCGGCAGCGUGACGGGGCCCUUCCUCGCCGCUGCCUUUGUCGCUCGCUCCACCUGGCGCGGGUUCUUCUGGUUGCUUGCACCGCUCGGCGCUAUCAACGGCUUACUCGCCUACCGCUACCUGCCUUCCAAGGAGCCCGAGGCUACCUUUCGGGAGAGCGUCCGCAAGGUCGACUGGAUGGGCGUCCUCACGUCCUCGGUGGGAACGAUUUUUCUGCUCAUUCCCAUCUCUGGCGGUGGCGCGUACUUUCCCUGGGCGUCACCCAUGGUCAUCGCCAUGCUCGCAAUUGGUAGCGUAUCGCUCAUCCUGUUCGUGUUGGUCGAGUGGAAGCUCGCCAAACUCCCUAUGAUGCCAGUGACCGUAUAUCGCAACCCGGUCGUCGUCGUGCUCCUUUUGCAGAGCUUCCUUCUGGGGCUGGUGUACCAGAGCAUGGUGUACUACUUACCCUUGUACCUGCAAAACGCACACCAAUUCUCCAUAAUCAUAUCCGCCUCCCUUCUCAUCCCCAUGUUUGUCACCCAGGCGACUGUAUCGACGCUCACGGGCUUGUGGAUCAGUCGGUACAAGCGAUACGGCAUUGUCAUUCAGGUCGGAUUCGCCAUGUGGACGCUAGGCACCGGCCUGACUCUCUUGUACAAGCGGACGACCGACCCCGGCGUCAUUGUCGUGCCCCUCAUCGUCAUGGGCAUCGGUGUCGGGUGUGUCUUCCAGCCGACUCUCGUUGCGUUGCAGGCCCACUCGGCCAAGUCGCGUCGCGCCGUCAUCAUUUCCAACCGCAACUUCAACCGUUGUGCUGGCGGCGCGUGCGGUUUGGCCAUAUCGGCAGCUGUUCUGCAGGCCCGAUUGCGUGCGACCCUACCUCCAGAGUACAAGUACCUGGCCGAUUCGACGUAUGCAUUGCCCGACUUCAACGGAGGCGUGCCACCCGAGGUGCUGGACGCGUACAUGGCAGCGAGUCACGCCGUCUUCAUCGUAAUGGUGCCGCUGAUCGGGCUGUGCUUCCUCGGGACCAUCUUCGUCGAGGACAGGGGCCUGGCACCCAAGGACGAGCCGCAGGCCGAGACUCUGGAACAGAGCGAUGCUGACGGUGGAGAGGCAGGCAGGAGCGAGCUCGAGACGAGCGGGGACAGGGUGCAGGUGCAACCUCACCAAAGGAAUGACGAUAAUGUGACACGAAAAGAUGCGGAAAAGGUGUAG